CCUCCCAGUGAACCAAGAGAUCAGACCUUUCCUGUGGCCUGGUGACUACAACAGGUUUUCCUCACCUCAGCCUGGGACAGGAAAUGCAGCUUGCAGCUGUGCAAUGAUAGCACUGAAGUCCAAGUGUAUGACUGGAAGGGGAUAUAGACCAGAAAACGUCAGCUUUUCACCCAACUUUUCCCUCCACCAGAAUCACAUCAGUAGAGACACAGAACAUACUUCAUGUACUCCCACGAUGAGUGAGCCAGAGGUCACUUACUCAACUGUGAGACUUCAUAAGUCUUCAGGGUUGCAGAGACUAGUGAGCCAUGAGGAGAUUCAAGGGCCCAGAGAAACUGGCUACACAAAGUGUUCAGGACCCUGGCAGCUCAUUGUAAGAGCUCUUGGAAUCCUCUGUUUCCUUCUUCUUGUAACAGUUGCAGUGUUGGCAGUAAAGAUUUUUCAGUAUAAUCAACACAAACAAGAAAUCCAUGAAACUCUAAACCACAACCAUAACUGUACUAACAUGCAAAGUGACAUCAACUUAAAGGAAGAAAUGUUGAGAAAUAAGUCUAUAGAUUGUAGUCCAGGCGAGGAACUUCUGGAAUCCCUCAACAGAGAACAGAAGAGAUGGUACAGUGAAACCAAGACAGAUUUAGAUUCCUCACAAGACUCAGGGACAGGUGUUAAAUACUGGUUCUGCUAUGGUACUAAAUGUUUUUAUUUCAUCAUGAGCAAAAAUACCUGGAGUGGAUGUAAACAUAACUGCCAGAAUAACAGAUUAGCCCUUGUGAAGAUAGAAGAUGAAGAUGAACUGAAAUUCCUUCAGUUCCAGGUUAUUUCAGACAGUUACUGGAUUGGAUUGUCAUAUGAUAAGAAAAAAAAGCAAUGGGCAUGGAUUGACAAUGGCUCAUCUAAACUUGACAUGAAAACAAGGAAAAUGAACUUUAAGCCUGGAGGAUGUGUAUUUUUAUCUAAAACAAGACUAGAAGAUACUCACUGUAAUAAUUCCUACUACUGUAUUUGUGGGAAGAAACUGAAUAAAUUCCCUCGUUAACUUUCCAACCAGAGUUAAAGAACAUAGUCUGCUAUGAAGAGAAACAAAGCUGCAAGAGCAUUGGGACUGUUGUCUUGUAUCUAUCUUGAUAGAACAGAGGCCAUUUUCCUUCCUGUUGGAGACAGGACACAUCUACUCUGGUGAAUGUGUACCCUUUGCCCUAAAGCCUUCAGAAUUGUGUACUUUCUGAUUGCUUAAACUCCUAUGAAACUGAAUAAAGAACCC
Mus caroli (Ryukyu mouse) is the source of this 1261-nucleotide messenger RNA. Lineage: Eukaryota; Metazoa; Chordata; Mammalia; Rodentia; Muridae. The record is from RefSeq and is a predicted model, not a curated record.